UGCUUCGAACUUCACAGAUCACAACAGAAGACCGCUGCGCCUAAUUUGGACUCAACCUGAUGUUUUAUCGCUUCUAAUCUGUGAAAUCUCUUCAGACUACAGUGGGACAUGGCCGGUUUACCACCGGGAGACCCGCAGCUGGUCUCCAUGAUCGUCAGCCAUUUAAAAACUCAGGGUCUGUUCGACCAGUUCAGGAGAGACUGUCUGGCAGACGUUGACACAAAGCCAGCUUACUUGAACCUAAAACAACGAGUGGACAACUUUGUCUCCAAUCACCUCUCUAAUCACACAUGGAGCCCUCAUUUGAACAAAAACCAGCUGAGGAACAACAUCAGGCAGCUCGUCCUGCAGUCUGGGAUGCUGGAGCAGGGAGUGGACAGGAUUGUGGCCCAGGUGGUGGAUCCCAAAAUCAACCAUAUCUUCAGGCCACAGGUGGAGAGGGUGGUCCGUGAGUUUCUGUCCCCUGGCAGCUGCUCCGAGGAGCCACCGGUCCCUCUUCCUCCAAUGGAGAUGAAACCAGACAGCAGCAUUCCUGAGCCAGCUUCAUCGUCAACUCCAACUACCGCUACGGCCAGCGAUGCCAUGUCCAUCCUGGACACUAUAACGUCUCUCAACCAGGAGGCUAGCGUCAGAGCCAGCUCAGCAACCGAAAAAGGACGUAAAAACCAAGCUUCAGAUGACCCAAUGCAGCUGAUGGAAGACAGCGAGCAGGACAUGAGUCUUGUUGAGGACGAUGACAGUCACCAUGACGGAAAGCCACCAGAAGAGACGGAGGAAGCAAAACUGGCAACAGAAGUUCAGGCCUUAGAGUUAAAGACAGAGGAUGCACAGGAGCAAGUGGAUCUGGGCAAAGAGGGGUUAAUAGAGGAGGUGAAAAUGGAGGAGGAAGAGUUGGGAGCUCAAGAGCCGACUGAGGAGGAGAAAGACAAACCUGCAAGUAAAAUCACUGGAAAACCCUCAGAAGAGAAGCAGGAUGAUGACAUGCUGAAAUCUACAAGCCAGGCCAGGCAGAAAGCCAGAGAGAGGAUAAAAGAAGAAUACUCUUUGGAGGACUCUGACCUGGAAGGCCUGAGCGACAUCACAGUGAGCUCUGUCCACACCAGCGACCUGUCGUCGUUUGGGGAGGAGAGUGAAGAUGAGGAGCUGCUGUCUGAUUCUUCUGAGGAGGGGGAACUUCCAACAGAUGAUGAAGGUGACAGAGCAGAAAAGAAGCACACCGGUGGAGACACAGGGGAUGAAGAUAAAGAGCGCAAACCUCGCCGCAAGGCCUACGUUCACAAACCCUUCCUCUAUUCCCGUUACUAUAGCGACUCGGAUGAUGAGAUCACUGUGGAGGAACGUCGCAGAUCCGCGGCAAAGGACAAAGAGGAACGGCUUCUCAAGAGACAACAGAACAGAGAGCGAAUGGAAGAGAAGCGCAAACAGAAAGCAGUGCAGGCUGAAGAACAAGAUCACAAAAAACAAAAGAGCGGUGACUCUGCAGGCCUGGAGGGCCCAAGAGCUAAAGAGGCCCGCAAAGAAAGGAAAGUUCUGGAGAAAAAAAUGGCUCUCAGCAGGAAGAGGAAACUAGACUCGAGGAAAGAGGGAGAUGUUUCAAGCAAGAGGAAAGGAGAUACAGGAGACAUGUUCAAGAAAGCAGAAAUGAAAUCUGCCACAUCAAAGACCCUCCAACCUAAACUGAUGAGAAAUUUGUCAGAAUCUGCAUCUUCUGAUGAGAGACACAGAAGAAUGAGUGGAAGCAUCUCAGAAGAUUCCAGCGACACAAAGAAGUUGAUUGACAAAAGUCGGACACACUCCUUUAUCCUGGAGCUGGAGCAAGGCUCCCAAGAGGCUCUCAGACAACGAUCGGUUGGGAAAUUUGAUCGUCUCUCCCGAAAAGAACUUCAUUCUAAAGAACGCAAAGAGAAAGAACGCAGCUUGUCUGAUGAGCGUGCCAAACUCAAACAAAAGCAGGAAAAAAAAUCUGAACAUCAGUCGGAUGAAUCUCAGCAGAGGGAAGGCACUGCUGGUAAAGUAUCCUCUGAAGAGAAAGGUGAGAAGAAGCCAAAGAUCAAAAGCGAGAAGAAGAUCCCAGGAAGCACAAGAGAAACAAAGAUGUCUGUGUCUGAAGGUGUUGCUGAAGAGGGAGGUUCUAAAGAUGCCAAGAAGGCGAAGGCUGCAUCUGUGGAGACUGUCAAAGCAGACAAGGACAAAAAUAGGGAAAAAGACAAAGAAAAAAUCAAAGAAAAGGAAAAGUCCAAAGGUGAGAAAACUUCAGUCAAAAGUGAUUUUAAGCCGCUGCUUCGCCCAGAAACUGCAGGCUCCUCUGAAGAUCGGUCUGACAUGGAGCCUGGGUCAGACAGCAGCAAGAAGAAAGAUAAACACUCCAAGGAAGUCUUAAAAAGGUCAAAGAGUCACACUGAGGACAGGCCAGGAGACAAACCAAAGUCUAAAACAGAUAGUAAAGACAGUGAGAAGGAAAAGACUAAAGCAGAUCAAGACAGCCAGAAGUUGAACAAGUCAAACUCCGAAAGUGACAAAGAUCCAAAACGGAUUAAGGUGACCGAAAAAGGAAAAGUCAUCGAGAAAUCAAAAUCAAAAUCCAAAGAGGAGGUAAAGACACCUGUGCUAGCAAAGAUAGAUAAGAAAGGUCAGAGUCUAGAAGUGAAAAGUGCAGGUGGUGUAUGUACCAGUAAACCAGAAACAACAAAGGAGAAGAAAAAAGAGGGAAAUGUAAAAGAACAGCGAAAGGUCUCUGAAGAACUCCCACAUGAAAAAUCAGAUGGUAAAAGUGCAAAGAAAAAACUGGAAAAGAAGGACAAAUUUUCAGAAAAGAAAGAUGAUAGCCAAGAAGAGAAGAAAGCACCAAGAGAAGACAAAAUGGAUAAGUCAGAUAAAUCUUCAAAGUCUUCAGUUUCCCCUAUGAGUGUUGAGACAGAAGAGCCGCUAAAGAAACAACCUCUUCUCCAAGACGUGAGCACCGACUCUGAACCUGUCACCACCACCGUCACCACCUCAUUCUCAGAUGACACCUGCGACGCUUUAAGUGACAUUACCCCUGAGCCACCCGAAGGUGAGACAGAGUCCCGGCUCAGCGAGAUGCCGGCUGUGCCGGCUGAUGCCGACGCCCUGCUGACUCUAAUGGACGUCUGUACGUCAGCAGAGGCUCGACUUCCAGCUGAGAGCAUUCCAGAGGAUACGGCACCUGAGAUGGCGAUUCAGGAUGCUGAUAUGAAGAUGAAAGAGGCAGCUCUGACACUGCUCUCCAUGGAUCCUGACAGCACGGUGUCCUCUAGCUUAGUCUGCCAAGACACACGAGAAGAAUCAGUGGUGAAUCUGCCCACUCCACAGCCGAUGGAAACCACUACAGCUGAGGAGGAGGAGGAGGUGCAGCUUCCUCCAGUGGAAGCGCAAAUAGAAACGGAGCUCACUGCCACAGAGCCAGAACCAGAUGCAUCUCUACAAAUGGUUGAGCUUUCUGAUGAAAAUCCAAUCACGGCAGAAAAGCCUGAUGACUCGGAGAGACAAACGGACACAUCAGAGGUUGAAGCUUCUGAGACGCUUGCUCCACAGGAGGACGAUGCUACAACAACAACAACAACAACAACUAAUUGUCAGACUCCUUCAAAUGAGGAGGAAGCUACAAGUGCAGAAAUUCGUCUUGAACUACUGUCAGAUGAGAAAGCGGCAACAUCAGCUGACGCUGCUGUUGCUGUUGUGUCUGAAACAGAAGAGAUCAACAGAACCACAGAGGUGGAUGUCGUUCCUGACACCACUCAGGAAGUUUCAGAAUGCACCGGGGAGCAAGAGCAAACAGAGCCAGAUGAUGAAGUCACAAAGACAAGCCUCGAGGCAGAGGAGGGAGUAGAGGAGGCAGCAGCGGAGGAGGACCAAGCAAAGACGAACAUCAAUAACAGUGAAGCUGAGAGUAACACAGUGGAGGAAGAAACUGGUGAUCCACAGACUAUGGAAACUAAUGUUCCAGAAAAGACGGAGGACGUCGGAGAAAUUAAACCAGAGUCUAAACUGAUCAAACAAAUCAGUAACGUCUCCAGCACAGACAGCCAAGAAGAUGAGAAGGGCUCAGACAUGUCAGAAAAGGAAGAGAAAACGGACAGAAGAGGACGACGGAAACGAAAGCUGUCCAGCCAGAAAGUAGCAGCAGUGAAAGAAUCUGGUGAUGAGGAGGAGGAUGAAAAGGAAAGUAAAGAGCAGCUGUCUGCUGAGGAGGUUGUGGAAGCCAAAACACCUCGCAGGGGACGAUCAUCCAGAACCACAGACGAGCCAGAAAAGGACCAAGGAAAAGAACCAGAGAAGACAGAGGAGACUUCGAGCUGCAGGGGAAGACCUUCAGGAGCUGCAGCCAAAGAAGCCGCAGCUGAUAAUCAGAACAAAGAUGAGAAUAAGGUCGAGGACAGCACUGAUGAACCAUCAUCACUGAACCUAGUGGAGAAAGAAGAGAAUACUGAAGAGGAAAGUGAACCAAAGACAAGUGAGGUAAACCUUGCUCCAGAGGUCAGUGAAGGUCCAGGAAGCCCCAAAGAGACGACUGACACACGUAAACCAGCAGUGAAGAGAAAGAGGUCAGAGGAAAAUGAAGAAUCUGUGGAGGAAACCCAGGCUCAGGAGGAGAUGAAAGACAACAGUGGGGAGGAUCAAAGCGAGCAACAGCCUGACAAAGACAGCGACUGUUCCCCCUCUGUGAGCCAGCCAGAUGCUCAUGAUGAUGUAAAAGAGGACAGCAGCAGCGAGAUGAAGCCAGAUGAUGCUGAGGAAGAACAACAGCAAGACGACCAGGAGACCACUCCAAAGAGACCAGGUCGGAGGGGACGACCAUCAAAGGCAGCAGCUGGAGACGAUUCAGAUAAAAAAGACAAAAAAGCAGACGAGAAAGAAAGUGAGCAGAAUGAUGAUGAAGAGGAGGAGGAGGAUGGUGAGAAGGAAGAGGAGGGAAAAGAAACUGCAACCAGAGCUACGACACGGUCAGCAUCUCGCCUGGAGGCUGAAAGGAAUAAGCCAAGUAAACCAUCCACCCGGGCAAGUCGACAGAACGGUAAAGAGGAGACCACAGCUGGCACACGCGGGACGAGGAGCCAGGCGGCAGCAGCAGUGAAGGGGGGCCGUAAACGGGAGGCCAGCCCUCCUGCGGUGCGAACGCGGGGAGGACAGAAAUCAGAGGAGCCCCCUUCCAAGAGAGCCAAACGCUAAGAUCUCUGACAGCGGUGGAACGGUUCGCUCCUGCAGUGUUGUUUUUACACUCCAUAUUCAAAGAGCCACUACACUCAGUUAGCACGUAAAGCUGUUUCUGCUUCAUUGACUGUAGAUACUGAAAAGCUCUGGAUAGUAUUAUACGCUCUCCUCUGAUGGUUGAGUGUAAACCUGAGGAUCUGUGUAAGAAUCCCCCAGAAUACCUUCUACCGCUCUACGCCCAUAUGGUUUGGAUCAGCCUUCAUCAUUCCAUCGUUUAUUCAGUAAUGCCCACUGAGUAUUUCAGGCCAAUCAAAGGCCUAAUGUGCAGCCGAGUCGUGCUUCAAGAUAAAGAGGCUGAAUUGAAAUGAACUCAGCAGAGGCCAGAUUGUGUGUCAGGUAUCACUGUUACACAUAUACACACUUGUACAUUAAUCAGUGCGAGGCGUCUGGCCUUCAUUGUGAAUUUUAUUAUUUAAUAUUCAUUCUGUGAAUGAAAGGGGACGUUUUCCUCCCACGUUUUUCUUUUUAUAUUUAACAUUCAGAAGGUAAGGGAAGAUUUUCUUUGUAUUUCUCCAUUGAACUAACAGCAGUAUUAUUCACAGACAGGAAGAACAUGCCAGAACUCAAGUUUCUCAAUAACAUCAAUAUUCUUCAUGACAUGUUUGUGACACCACCUGCUGCUGACUAGGUACCGUUUCUGACAAACUAAAUGGAGGUCAUGUAGUUAUUUUUUAUGUCCUAGAUUUAGCAGUAAGUGUAAAGACAUUUGUUUCAUGAAUGUAGACAUGUUGAAUAUUUCUCCCUUUUUCACUGUUUCAAGCAAACAACUCACUUCAGGUUGUUGGGUUGUUUAUCAUAAAUUUCUGGGUUUGCAUUCUUUCUGUGAAUGUUAAGGAGAUGUUUAAUUUUUUGUUUUUUAUACUAAAUACUUAGAAGGAA
Messenger RNA from Stegastes partitus (bicolor damselfish), 6108 nucleotides. RefSeq names its product biorientation of chromosomes in cell division 1-like 1 (gene bod1l1). Bases 109 to 5187 code for a protein of 1692 amino acids. The record is from RefSeq and is a predicted model, not a curated record. NCBI's taxonomy places the organism in Eukaryota, Metazoa, Chordata, Actinopteri, Pomacentridae. The transcript has 30 exons.